AGUCUAAAAAAAAAUAAAGAAAUUAUUUUCGAAUCUAUACAUACACUUCUUUAGGGUGAAAGCAGUUGAAGUCAAAACACAUAAUGAUUUGGUCGAAUAAAAGGUAGAAAUAGUAUUCAUUUAAGCAAAUGUGUAUGAAGACUCUUUGAAAGCAUAGAAAAUAAACAUGUAAAGAAAUAGCGGGAUUAUUUUGAUUCUGUUCAAGAUAGGUAACGAAAUAUACAACAUUCCUCAUGCCUCCAACACCGACCUAAGUGGAGCUCUUUUACACUGAAACUUUGAAAUGACCCUAUGAUAACAAAAGGCUACAAUUAAAAACUCACUGAGCCCAGGUACAACCAAAGUUUUACGACUGCCACUCUCAAAGGUUGUUAGAGUGUAGAUCCUUUGGAAAUAAAACCACAGAAGAUCAGUUGGAAGCGUAGAAUGUAACCACUUCCCAUCCACAGAAUUAUGCCGAACUCAGAAUUAUUGAUUUGGCUUGAUAUCUAUGCGAAGGAUACGAAAUAAUAAAAACAUUAAAUAAAGGUACAGGGCAAGUAUUUACAACAGUAUUUAAGUGCCCUGUAGCGCCUGCAAAGCGUCUCCCCAUGCUUGGACGCAGUAUUGUCAUCUCUUCUGGUCCUUUGAAAUUAGUAUCGUUGGGUGCAUUCAAUUUGAGUUUAAUAGAAUUCCACUAAAGUCGGUGCUAAGUGCCAUGAGGGUUGUUGUGAACAUUUCAUUACCUCUCAUCAACAGACUAAAUCAAACCAGCUUGACUAGAAUGAACUUCAGUCGAUAUAUAUACACCAUUGCGAAUAAUGUAGACAAAUGUGGGCUUUGAAACAACUGAAUACAUUUGACAUCCACUAUAACAUGGUAGAGCUCAACAAUUUCAGGAAACAGACUAAAGAUUGCAUUAUUUGUGUGAUACUGGUAGUACCUUCAUUUUAUGGAGAGCUCCGCAAAUUUCUGAUUGUCUAAAUACAUGAAUUUGUACUGCUUCAAGAUGUUUCAUCAACUCUUUAUCGUGGUGAAGAUCCAUUAGUUCACUCUUUAGCGGGAUUUUAAAAAUAGAAACACGCUACAGCAUAUAGUGGCUGAUUUGUGCCUUUUUUAUUUUGUUCUGUUGCAGCGAAACAAGACAAACGUCGUUAUGGCUCUCCCGUCAAACGUUACCCCGCAAAACAUCGCCCAACCUAACCUUGCCCCGACAGAGUUGUCCCGACGAACGUUGCUUUGCCAAAUAUCGUCCCGACAAACGUCGCCCAGCCGAAUAUCGCCUCAACAAACGUCCUCCACCGAACGACGCUCCGACAAAAGUUGUCUCGCCGAAGAUUGCCCAGCUGAAUAUCACCCUGACAAACGUCGACCUGCCAAACAUCGUAAUGGCGCCUCACCGAACGUUGUCCCGCUAAAUGUUGACCCGCCGAAUGUCGCCCCGACUAACAUCGCCUGCCAAACGUCGCCCCGCCAAACAUCGUCAUUUCGCCUUCAUGAAUGAUAUGAUACUAUUUAUUGAAUUGGAGAAAGGCAGUAAUAUUUUAACAGUUCUGGAAUAUUUGUCCCUGAUAAAUUGUAACCACCGGAAAUUACUCACUCCUUUAACCUUCAAUCAAUCAGUGAGACCGCCAGUGAUAUGAUAUAUAACUUAGAAAUUACAAGAAUUCGUGAAAAGUGAUAGACAGAUGGCAGUAUGCGUACGUGUGUGCGUGCAUGCGUGCCCGCCCGUCCUACUUUUGUCAAGAUUGUAAUUUUGUCGUGCAUUGGGAGAGUACCUAAUGCUUGCCUCAUUGAGAUGGAUUGUCGCGAGCAAACGCCAGAUUCCUAUUAGAAAGGUCAAUGUUACACUUGGGAGAGGGGGUUGAGCAAGGGUCGUCAGAUCAUAUCCGAUCACUAAUUUAAAAGUUAACACUCGUAGAGAAAUAUUUUUUUCAUUUUCUCAGCGAUGCAGGUAGUGUCAUCCAAAUCAUGCCCUUAAGUAAGGCGGGGCGACGAUUUGCUGGUUCAGUUAAAACUAUUUUAAAUUCAACUGAUAUUUUGAUAAUAUAAGUUUCAAAAUGAUAAAAGCUAUAAAACACCUCUUACAAUUACUUGAUACUUGUAAGCGCCAGCGAGUAUAAGUAUUUGCGAGUAUAAUAGUGGGAAUGUUUUGUUUUCGAAAUUUCCUUGAAUAUUUCUCCCCCUCCAAUCGGUGUCUUUCAAUUAACGUAUUUCAAUUUCCUUUAAAAUGUUUAUAUUGGGACUUCUUUUGGUGUAACCUGUUCACAACAGUGACGGUUUACCUUUUUCUUUAUCACUUCCUGCUUAAAGUUGUUCAAGGAUUGUGUAAUAAAGAAAACAAAAUGGCAUCUGCACCGCGGUUGCUAGUUGGAGCAAUAGACUUUGGAACGACAUUUUCUGGUUGGGCUUUCUCAUUCAAACAUGAUUAUGAAAGAGACCAUACGAAAGCAACUGUGAAAAUGUGGAAUUCAGGAACGCUCACAACCGAGAAGACUCCAACGUGUUUAUUAUAGAAACCAGAUGGUACUUUUGAGGCAUUUGGCUACGAUGCAGAAAGUAAAUACAGAGAACUUGCAGACAACAAUGAUCACAUGCAUUACUAUUUCUUCAGACAUUUCAAAAUGUCUCUCUUUAAACAGAUAGGAAGGGGAUUAAACAGGGAGAUGACACUAGUAGACGAAAUGGGGAAACUAUUUCCCGCUAUUGACGUAUUUGCUAUGUCCAUCGAAUAUUUGGUCAAUGAUAUGAUGCUUAUUGUGGAGCAACGAGUCACUGCACAGUUGAGACCUGAAGAAAUUCACUGGGUUAUAGCAGUACCAGCAAUCUGGUCUGACCCUGCAAAACAGUUAAUGAAAGAGGUGGCUUCAAAGGCAGGCAUAAAAAAGGAGCAACUGACAAUAGCCCUUGAACCAGAAGCCGCUUCAAUGUACUGUCGCCAUGUGCCUGUCGACACAGCUGUUGAUGCAGAUGAUGUUACCAUUGCUCAGUUUCCAGAAGGCACUAAAUACAUGAUACUGGACGCAGGAGGAGGGACGAUUGAUAUCACAGUCCACGAGGUACAAGAUGAAAACACCCUACGAGAGGUGGUAGCUGCUAACGGUGGCGGAUGGGGUGGAAUAAUGGUUGAUAAAGCAUUUGAAGAUUUCUUGAAGGAGCUUGCUGGUAAAGAUGUUUUCGAACAAUUCAAAGUGCAGGAGACAGAAGACUGGUUGUGUUUGCAGCGAGAAUUUGAGGUUAAGAAGAGAGAAAUAAGAAUAAAUUCCGCAAGGCGGAUACUUAUGCAUCUUCCAGCAUCGUUUGUCGAAUUGUGUGAGAAAGAAAGAAAACUCUGUUUCACUGAUAUAAUUGCAUUGACCAGAUAUGCAGAGUUAGUAGAAAUAAAACGGGACAAAAUCAAAAUAUCCAAGAUUGUAUUCUUCUAUUUGUUUGGAGAUCCCACAGAGAAAACUGUAAUGUAUGUGAAAAGAAUAUUGAACUAUAAUGAAACAAAAGAUAUAAAAGCAAUUCUGAUGGUGGGUGGGUUUUCUGAGUCACCGCUGUUGCAGCAUGCUGUCAAAGAAGCGUUUCCAGAAGAAAAGGUCCUUAUACCUUCAAAUCCAUCAUCAACAGUACUGAGAGGUGCAUUGAUGUUUGGUCAUAAUCCUGAAUGCAUAACUGAACGAAUUUUGAAAUAUACUUAUGGAGUCAAUACUACAAUGCCUUUCAAAGCAUGGCGACAUCCGAUAGAAAAAAAGAGUGGACACGGACGCUGGGGUCCGAUGUGAUGACAUUUUCAAAACAUUUGUAGAAAAGGGCCAGAAAGUAAAAGUAGGGGAAUUUCAGGCGAAGAACAUUUUCUCAACUGUUUACAAAAAGCAAAAGAAAGUAAGUUUUGACUUUUUUGUAUCCGAAAAAGUGAAUCCCCAUUAUAUAGAUGAAGAACAAUGUACUAAAAUUGGACAUCUAAAAAUAAGGUUCGACGAACCAGUGGAGAAAGUAGGACGAAUGGUCAAAGUUUUAAUGGCGUUUGGAGGGACUGAAAUUAUUGUAGAAGCAGAAGACAAAGAGACCGGAAACAAAACUGUAGUAACAUUGGACUUCUUGGGUUAAUACUUUCCACUAACCAAAACGGUUUUUGUUAAAGACCGAUGUUCAAUUCAAUUCAUAUUCUACAGAGAGGUCAUACAUUGUAAGUUUAGAAUAAUGCAUUUUUCAAAUAGGUGUAUACAGCUGUUUAAGAAUAACAGAUCGAAUGCCGUUUUCGUGAUUCAGGCACUCAUACUUUUCCUUGGGGUAGAUGUGUUUCAGUAGAAGUGAAAAUAAAUAAUAAUACAAGUAUAGAAAUGUAACAAAAUACUGUAAAAUACUGGGAAGGCUUUCACAAUUAUUAUAUUUUUUAAAAGAUUCCAGAUCGUAAUAAAAUUGUGUGACGAAGUAGUUAUUUUCUUGUGGACAACUGCCUUCCAAAAUGAAAGGCACCAAAUUUCAAAUGAAGAAUUAGUAUCAUCAAUGUUUUUUUUUCAACUCAAUUGCCUAAAAUCAGGUAAUCCAGUUUAUCUUUUACUUUAAAUUUAUGUAUUGUUAGCCAGAUUCAAAUCUUAAGAUUACUCUGUCAUUGAUUUAAUUAUUAAUUAUUAUAUGAUGCUCAGAAAUUACAGAGAAGCCGGUA
Mercenaria mercenaria is the source of this 4630-nucleotide messenger RNA. Its product is annotated as heat shock 70 kDa protein 12A-like. The transcript is spliced from 5 exons. Gene Ontology annotation, molecular function: ATP binding; ATP-dependent protein folding chaperone. The coding region runs from base 2574 to 3746 and encodes 390 amino acids. NCBI's taxonomy places the organism in Eukaryota, Metazoa, Mollusca, Bivalvia, Venerida, Veneridae. The record is from RefSeq and is a predicted model, not a curated record.